CGAAUUAGGCCGAAGGAUUAAAAGCUUAACUAUCCCGACAAAGACUUCCUUAACCCCUACUUAGAAGGUCAGGCUUCAGCGUUGCUAGCUGCAGCAGUAGGUCCGCGCUAGCCGACACUGACGAACCACAUUAGCCUUCACUACCAGCCUCAUUCAUCUUACGUGUUUUCUGUAAAAAUGCAAGAAUGGGCCAAUCAGUUAUGCGAGAACAGACAGUUUGGAUCCAAGAUGACAGACUCCAAGUACUUCACCACCACCAAAAAAGGAGAGAUCUUUGAGCUGAAAGCGGAGCUCAACAGUGACAAGAAAGAGAAAAAGAAAGAGGCGGUAAAGAAGGUCAUUGCAUCGAUGACAGUUGGCAAAGAUGUCAGUGCUCUUUUCCCAGAUGUGGUAAACUGCAUGCAGACUGACAACCUGGAACUGAAAAAGCUGGUCUACCUUUACCUGAUGAACUAUGCUAAAAGUCAACCCGACAUGGCUAUCAUGGCUGUUAAUACUUUUGUAAAGGACUGUGAAGACCCCAACCCUCUCAUCCGAGCGCUUGCUGUUCGUACGAUGGGCUGCAUUCGCGUGGACAAGAUCACAGAGUAUCUGUGUGAACCCCUGAGAAAAUGUCUGAAGGAUGAAGACCCUUAUGUGAGGAAGACAGCUGCUGUGUGUGUAGCAAAGCUCCACGAUAUCAAUGCCCAGCUGGUGGAGGAUCAAGGCUUCCUGGACACCUUAAAAGAUCUCAUCUCUGACUCCAAUCCCAUGGUUGUAGCAAAUGCAGUCGCAGCUUUGUCUGAGAUCGCCGAGUCUCAUCCCAACAGUAAUCUCCUGGAUCUGAACCCUCAGACUAUAAACAAGUUACUAACAGCUCUUAACGAAUGCACAGAGUGGGGGCAGAUAUUUAUUCUUGACUGUCUGGCCAAUUACACACCCCGUGAUGAUCGUGAGUCCCAAAGCAUCUGUGAGCGAGUCACCCCGAGGCUGUCUCAUGCCAACUCAGCAGUUGUGUUGUCAGCAGUGAAAGUUUUAAUGAAGUUCAUGGAAAUGCUGCCAAAAGACUUGGACUAUUAUGGCACCCUCCUGAAGAAGCUGGCCCCUCCCCUGGUCACGCUCUUGUCUGCUGAGCCGGAGUUACAGUAUGUGGCGCUUAGAAACAUCAACCUCAUUGUUCAGAGACGGCCAGAGAUCAUGAAACAUGAAAUGAAAGUUUUCUUCGUCAAAUACAACGACCCAAUUUAUGUCAAACUGGAGAAGCUCGACAUAAUGAUCCGUCUUGCAUCUCAGGCUAACAUAGCACAGGUUCUGGCUGAGUUAAAAGAGUACGCCACUGAGGUGGACGUGGACUUUGUUCGCAAAGCGGUCCGGGCCAUCGGCCGCUGUGCCAUCAAAGUGGAGCAAUCAGCAGAGCGCUGUGUCAGCACCCUGCUCGACCUGAUCCAGACCAAGGUCAACUAUGUGGUUCAGGAGGCCAUUGUGGUCAUCAAAGACAUAUUCCGCAAAUAUCCCAACAAGUAUGAAAGCGUGAUUGCGACGCUUUGUGAGAACCUUGACUCCCUGGAUGAGCCGGAGGCACGUGCUGCUAUGAUCUGGAUUGUUGGAGAGUACGCGGAGCGCAUUGACAAUGCUGAUGAGCUGCUGGAGAGCUUUUUGGAGGGUUUCCAUGAUGAAAGCACUCAGGUGCAGCUGCAGUUACUGACAGCAAUUGUCAAGUUGUUCCUGAAAAAACCCACAGAGACACAGGAGCUUGUUCAGCAGGUUCUGAGCCUGGCCACUCAGGAUUCUGAUAAUCCAGACCUUAGGGAUAGAGGCUACAUCUACUGGCGCCUGCUCUCUACUGACCCUGUCGCUGCAAAGGAGGUGGUUCUGGCUGAGAAACCCUUGAUCUCUGAGGAAACUGAUCUGAUUGAGCCAACUCUGCUGGAGGAGCUUAUCUGCCACAUUGGUACUCUGGCCUCAGUCUACCACAAGCCUCCCAGUGCCUUUGUUGAAGGCAGCAGAGGUGUUCAGCACAAGAGGCUGCCCGGCAGUGCUGGAUCCGGCGAGAGUGUGGACAGCCCGGAAACGACUUCUACAGCUGGAGUUUCGGAUGCACCACCUGCUGUCAUCCCAUCCCAGGGAGAUCUCCUGGGAGAUCUUCUCAACCUAGAUCUCACACCAACGACUGCUGGACCACCCCCACCCGCCCCCUCUUCUGGGAUGCAAUUAGGUGGCAUGGACCUUCUUGGAGGAGGAUUGGACAGCCUGAUGGGGGAUGAGUCUGAGCCGCUUGGUGGAGACCUUGGAGGAACUCCUGCGAUAGGAGCUGGUUUUGGUGCGGCUCCAGCUGCACUGCCAGCAUCUUUCAGCGCCCCCGUUAGCGGCGGUCUGGACGACUUGUUUGACCUUGGGGGUGGAGUUGGUAUGCCGAUGGGCGCUUACAGCCCCCCCAAAUCUGUUUGGCUUCCAGCCAUGAAAGCUAAGGGACUUGAAAUAUCAGGCACUUUUGCCCGCCGUGCUGGAGUGAUUCAGAUGGAGAUGACACUCACCAAUAAAGCGAUGAGUGUUAUGACUGAUUUUGCCAUCCAGUUUAACAGAAACAGCUUUGGUCUCUCUCCAGCGGGUCCUCUCCAGGUUCUUACUCCUCUCAGCCCGAACCAGAGCAUUGAAGUGGCUCUUCCCCUCAAUACUUCUGGGCCUGUUAUGAAGAUGGAUCCUCUCAAUAACCUUCAAGUGGCUGUCAAGAACAACAUUGACGUAUUCUACUUCAGCUGCCAGUACCCCAUCAGCAUGCUGUUUGUGGAGGACGGGAAGAUGGAGCGACAGAUUUUCCUGGCAACAUGGAAAGACAUUCCAAACGACAACGAGUCCCAGUUUCAGAUCAAAGACUGCCACCUCAGUUCAGAUGCAGCCUCCAACAAACUGCAGGGUAGCAACAUCUUCACCAUUGCAAAGCGGACGGUGGACGGCCAAGACAUGCUCUAUCAGUCUAUGAAACUCACCAACGGGAUCUGGGUACUGGCCGAGCUGAGAAUCCAAGCAGGAAAUCCAAAUUACACCAUUUCUCUGAAAUGCAGAGCUGCAGAGGUUUCCCAGUGUGUGUUCCAGAGCUACGAGGCAGUGCUGAAGAACUGAACAAAAACCUGAGCAUCCAUCCAUGGCCCUCAAACACCUCCUGGCACCUCUUUUUUUGUUUCUUUCCUAAGAACUUCCUUCUGCAACAUGAAUCUGUGGGAUCCUCUAAAGUCUUCAUUUCCCCUGUUUAGCCCAUACAUGUAAACAGUUCACUGCCCGACCCGACGGAUAAAAUAACUCCAGUUUCAGCAUUUAUCUCAGUGAUCAGCUGCAGCAUUCAAACUGGCCCGAGCCAGCCUCUAAAGGCACUUUGAAGCCCAACGACUCUGCAGAUUUCAGUCUAUUUUUAGGAGCUGCAAUCAUCAUGUGAAUCAUCACUUUUUCAUCUUUAUUUAGAGGUCAUUUGAGUAGAGGUGUGGAAGGAGACUUGCACUCUCACGCUCUGCCUGCAGGAGGUGGAUGACGGCCGUGCAGAGGACACACGCGUGCUUCGGCUACACUACUGUUGUCUUUAUUUUAUAGUUUUCUUUAGUAUCUGUGUUGGGGGGAAUGGAAUCUGAUCCUCUGAUUCCCUGUAACUUGAGUGUGAGUGGAAACUGUUGGUGUUUUUCUUUCAUUUUUACAACAGUAUCUCUUGACUUUUAUAGCAACAGGUGCUCAUCGACUGCUCUCUGAUUUAGUUCUUCCAUGCUUUACUUUGUGUCUCCAGUUUUGUUGUACAAACUUAGGAAAGCCCUUAAAUGGAGGAUUUCACUUGCUGCUUCUUUUGGCAUCAGCUGCAGCUUUGAAUAUUCUCCAGAUCUUCAGAGUAACUCCUCUGACCACAGGAGAUGAAGGCCCCGGUGACCAAAUAAAACACUGGCUUGUUACAACCUAAAAGUGAAGGAAAGAAGAAAUCUCAAACUUCAUUUGUUGUCUUCACCUUUUUUAUUUGUGCGGAUUACUACACAGAAUACUGCAUUCAAGUGUAUGUCUAUGUGUGAGAAAAAUGCUGUAUAAAAAUCUGGUGUUUUUGACUUAUUUCAGCUGUUGCCUGUAGAUCAUAAUAUCAUUUAAAAAGAAUCAUUAAAAGUCCUGAUGAAUUUAC
Messenger RNA from Oryzias melastigma (Indian medaka), 4126 nucleotides. It is a transcript of the gene ap1b1, whose product is annotated as adaptor related protein complex 1 subunit beta 1. The transcript has 23 exons. Gene Ontology annotation, molecular function: clathrin binding. The coding region runs from base 178 to 3099 and encodes 973 amino acids. Gene Ontology annotation, biological process: vesicle-mediated transport; intracellular protein transport. Lineage: Eukaryota; Metazoa; Chordata; Actinopteri; Beloniformes; Adrianichthyidae. Gene Ontology annotation, cellular component: membrane coat; clathrin adaptor complex. The record is from RefSeq and is a predicted model, not a curated record.